AUCACCAUUUGGCUCCGUCAUCGCCGCAGAUACCAAUUCUAAAUUCCUACUUAUUGCAGCCCACAGCGUAGGAUUACCUGGGCUUGAAUCAAUGCUUUUUUCGCUUGGAUUAUUUCCAAACGCACAUAAUUCCCAUCCAAAAUGCAGACCAUUAAGAACACAAUCGCCGAGAACUUCGGUGGGCCGUCGCAUGAGCUCGCCGAGCACAAGUUCAGUUUGGAGGAGGUUCCCGAUCUGAGUGAUAAGGUAGCGGUGGUGACGGGCGGCAGUGAAGGCAUCGGCUUCGGCUGCACCCACACCCUGCUAUCGAAGAACAUCGCGAAGCUGUUCGUCACAUCGCUCCGCAAGGAGGUCGCGGACGAAGCGCUCGCGGCCAUCGAGGAGGAGUUCGGGCCGGAGAAGCGCCAGCGCUUCAUCUGGCUGCAGUGCGACCUGUCGGACUGGGAGCAGACGGCGCACGUGGCGGGGGAGAUCGCGUCGCAGACGGAGCGGAUCGACAUCCUGAUCAACAACGCGGCGCGGGGGAUCAUGAGCCGGCAGCUGGCGCCGACCAACGGAAUCGACCAGCACAUGGCGACGAACCACAUGGGCCACGUCGUGCUGACCUCGCACCUGCUGCCGACGCUGAAGAAGACGGCCGACGCCGGCCACCCGGUCCGCAUCGUCAACCUCUCCUCCAACGUGCACAGCAGCGCGCCCGCCGACACCGAGUUCGCCUCCGUCGAGGAGCUGAACCGCGAGUACGACCCCAACGCCCUGUACGGCCGCAGCAAGCUGGCCAACCUCCUGCACGCCAAGUGGCUGCACCAGCACCUCCAGUCCACGCAUCCCAAUAUCAUCGUCAACGCGACGCACCCGGGCGUCGUGGACACCGCGCAGACCAACGUCCACAUCCACGACGCGUUCCCGCUGCUGGGCUACGGCAUGUCGGUCGGGCUGAAGCCCUUCCGCAAGACGCAGUUCCAGGGCGCCGUGUCCACCAUGUACGCCGCCACCGUCGCGACGGAGGGCGGGCAGUUCAUCUGUCCGCCGUGCAUCGUGGAGAAGGGCAGCGACAAGGCGAACGAUAUGCAGCUGGCUGAUCGAUUGAUGAAGCUGACGGCGGAGGUUGUCGAGAAGAAAACGCGCUCGGAGAGCAGUGCCAAGGGGUGUCCUUUCAAGGAGGAUUAAUUGUAAGAUAAUUGUAACGCGUGACGCAGUUGGA
This is a messenger RNA of Aspergillus aculeatinus CBS 121060, 1204 nucleotides long. RefSeq names its product NAD(P)-binding protein. NCBI's taxonomy places the organism in Eukaryota, Fungi, Ascomycota, Eurotiomycetes, Eurotiales, Aspergillaceae. The transcript has 2 exons. The record is from RefSeq and is a predicted model, not a curated record. Bases 142 to 1170 code for a protein of 342 amino acids.